This is a messenger RNA of Puccinia graminis f. sp. tritici CRL 75-36-700-3, 870 nucleotides long. RefSeq lists its product as uncharacterized. Lineage: Eukaryota; Fungi; Basidiomycota; Pucciniomycetes; Pucciniales; Pucciniaceae. The transcript is spliced from 2 exons. The record is from RefSeq and is a predicted model, not a curated record. Bases 1 to 747 code for a protein of 248 amino acids.
AUGCUGAUGGACGUAACGAUGAAGCAAGAUUCGAUGAUGAUGAUGACAGAUUCCAAGUCGCACAAGUCAACCGAUCAAUCCCAAGAAGGAGAAGUACUGGACCUGCAGGAUUUUCAGGCGAGACUGGAAAGCUCGAUAGGAAACAUUCAGGCUAUGGUCGAAUCUUGGCUUCCGAAGGAACUGCAAACUAAGAACUUGCUCUCUUCUGAUCACCCUCAACCCCGUCCUGCUUUUGAUCUUGAUUCUUCUAGACCCAGGAACUCAAAAUUGGGACUAGGCUCUGUGGCACCCAAACAGCCCCCAUCACGUUUAACAACUUCUAAACUCCACAGCCAAUUGACUAAGAAAUCGAAAGACGAUGGCGAAGCUAAGGGUGAAAGAAACGACUCAUCGAAUCCCAAGGAACAGAGUGAUGAAGAUGAAGACAGUCGGACGUCGACCUUGAGCAAGAAACGUGCGGCACCGACCAACGGCUCAUCGUCAUUCUCACUUCUCCAACCGGCUUCGAAAGUCAACAAACUCUCCUCCUCCUCCUCCUCCUUCUCUUCGCCAUCCGCAUCCGCAUCCAUCCAGGACGAUCUAAAACCUCCAACCGGCUCCGAGCCCGCCCCUCCACAGAAACCCAAGACGUCUAUCAACUUCGUCCAAAAUUCCGCCGCUGGCUUAUCCAAACGACAACUUAAAAAAAUGAGGAAGCUUGAAAGAGCUCGGUCACUGGCUGCGAAUAACCCUCCGAAUAACUCAUGACCAUCAAGUCCACCUAAAAACUCCUGCCUCUUUCCUAACAUGCCACACAUAUUCAUCAUACACAUGCAGUAGUCCAAUCGUUCCCGAAAAUGCAAGUAAAUUGAUCUAUGAACCUCUUGGAAA